Molecule: messenger RNA, 4414 nt
Organism: Peromyscus californicus insignis
Lineage: Eukaryota; Metazoa; Chordata; Mammalia; Rodentia; Cricetidae
Exons: 2
Coding region: 1-1233 (410 amino acids)
Source: RefSeq, a predicted model, not a curated record
AUGGGUGUGUGUGACGAUAAGAGACUCAGAAAUGAUAACAUCAGAAAAGUCACAAGCAGAGAAUUCUCUAGGUUCAUACACAGCCCUUCAAUUCCAUUUAUUUCAAGUUCUGUCAAAACAACUGAGUUAGGGCCCCUUCAGGGUUCUGGAAUGCCAGGGAUAUCAAGAGCCUUGGCUAUGAAGAACUUUGCUGUUGGUAUUUUACCAUCUCCAGAGUCCUAUACAGACACCAUUAUAUUUUGUUCAUCAGCCCUUCCCUUGGUUCUUCCCUCUGAUACUUCCUUCGGGAACACUGUGGGAACGCUAUAUCCUGACAUCUGGGAAGUGGAUGUCCUAUCCAAGGAAGCAACUGAAAAGAAACAAAUGGAGGAAUUUGGGGAUUCACUCCAGGACUACUCUCCAUAUCCACUGAGAUUAGUACCCUUGGAGUUUCAGGCAGGACUAGAGGCUCGAAGACAUCCUGUCUGUUCUUUCCUGGGUAGACAACAGAGUGUCUGCCAAAGUCAUGUCCAUAGGCAGCGACUCCUUAGGAAGUAUCUCUCCAAUAUGCUGAUGCUGGGAAAUGUUCUGGGAACCACUAUGGAAAGGAAGCUUUGUUCUCAGCCAUUUUUAACAGAAGGAGCCAUGAUGGAUAUCUGUCAGUCUAUUCAGAUUUUAUUUGGGGUUCCAGCUGAACGGAUGGCAUUUUCCCAGAGCCUACUAGAGAGGGGUCCUAGGAUGAUUUCACAGACUUCAGUGGUCAGAAACUAUAUUCAGAGACAUAUUUUAUGCCAUGGUCACAAGAAAAGAAUGCCCUUAAAGAUGUGGACACGUGGAUCCACAUCUUCCAUAUUACAGCAAUACUCUGGUACUAGAUUGGGAAUAAAGAAAACAAACUCAAAACUUGGUGAUAUAUUCCAGGAAGUCACUCAGCAUGUGUCUGUCUCGUGUACAAGGGCCCAGUUUCCUGCCUUAGUGAAGCCAGAGUCUUUUCUCAAGAUACUUUACAAUAGGGAAGACCCUGUUUCCAGUGACCAGAAUAAAGACUCACAGAGUGAUUCACCGACAAGGACUUUUGACUCUCACCACUCCCUCAAGAUCCACCUUUUAAGCACCCCUGAAGGCCAUGGUGAGAUUCGGUUGCUUCUUGUUUUUAGAUUGAGAACUGGGAAAAGACCUCAGGUUUCAAAGUAUCAUGGAAGAAACAGAAGAUACAUGGAAGAGUACUACAUCACCAUCAAGAAGGAAAGCUAAAAUCUGUCCUCCAGCUUUCAAGAGUCCAACUACUCCAAGAGAUUUCCGGUCCCAAUCUUCCCAGGCUCCAAUUUCUAUACAAGUGCACAUUAGAAAAAAGCAAUGGGGAAGCCAUGGUGUGGUCGGCAAGACAUGCAGAAGACUCUGAGCACCAUGAAUUCCGUCAGGUUCACUCUGUAUCCAAGAGUGGCUUUGAAAGUAAUCAGGAAGAAAAAUGGGCAAAAUCAAGCCUCAAAAAGACCUUUAGCUUCAAAUAUCCAAUGAAGAAAACCACCAAGGGGCUUAAAACACAAAACACAAAGCUCUACAAAAAUAGUGGAACCCCAGAAGAGAGUCCUUUUAGAAUGAUGUGUCAAGAAGCAAGAGUAUUGAAACCAUUCAAACAAGCACUGUUUCUUCAAAGACACAACCUAAGAAAUCCAGCCCAAGUUCAUCCAGCUGCUUUUCCAGGGCCUAAGGCAGGCAUUCCAAAUAACACAUAGAAAUGUAGCUUUUACUGGGCAGAAGCCUGAGGACAGGACAAGGCCAGGCAAUUUGUGGUCAAGCAAAUACUUGCACCCCAAACAAAAAGCCAAGGGUUAUUGUUUAGCAGGAGAUAGCAAAGGGGCCAGCACACCAGUUGCCCAGCAAAGGUCAACAGGUGUGAAGCCUAAGUAAGAGGACAGAUUGCAGGGAACAGGUGACCAGUGUAGACAAACUCAACAGUCAAAACAAGUGAGCUCUCUCCAACCCAGACCUUUGCAAUUGGAGACCAUGGCUUCUGAAAGAGAUGCCACUAUUCAAGUUGCUUCAACAUCCAACCUUUGAGUAUAAUUCAAAAUGUCAACAGCAGAGCAAAGAAAAACUACAGUGAUGAAAUCUCCUGUCCAGAGUCUAAGAACUGUUCUCAAGUAGGAGCCAGAUUUCAGGUCCAAGAGAGAAUGGAACCUGACAACCUUUUGAAGAGAACACUAAGUGAUCAAGAUUUGAAAUCCUCAGAACUAACCCCACAGAAAAGCUACUAGAGCCCAGAAACUCUGUGGAGUUGCUUUCUUGUUUGUGGCCUCAAUUUAAAGAUUUCAAGGAGUUACCAACAAAAUAAGCCACAGGAUCUGAUAACAUGACCCUUGACCUCAAGAAUCAUGUUGCAGAAGUAAGGAUGCUAACUUGUGAGGUAAGACCAGGGAAAGAAUUUCUUAGAGUGACUUCAAAGCCGGUAAAUAGACUGGACAUGUAGAGAAAUCUCCAAGGCCGUGUCCUCAAGACUUAGGACCUGUGGUGGUGAGCUCUUAGAAAAUUUCCCAAAGGGAACACUCUGUAGCAUCACCACCAAGGCCAUCCUAUCACGUUCCAGAUUCUGCUUCAGGGAUAACACCAGGGCAAGAACCUCAGAUUCCUAAAUCUGUAAGUUUGACCUCUAAGCCAUGGCUGCAAAUAGAAGAAUCCUUAGAUUUGUCAACCCAGCAAGCCAGUCAAGAUGUGGGAGAUGUAGACUCUGAGGAGGUCACUUUUGAGUCAUCGCAGCCAGGGGAGGUAGCAGGUAGGCUAACAAAGCCCCGAAUGUAAGCAUGGGAACUUUAAACAUUAACUCCAAUAGAAUCACUGGACCAAAUGAUAAACUUUAUAAUGGUCAGUCCAAAGCCACUAGGUCAAGUGACAGAAUCGCAAAGACACCGCUUCAAGUUGCUCAGUCAGUUGCUCUCCCCAUUGUUUCCAAAUCUGUGGAAGUUAUCUCUGGACUGCCACUUCAAGCUAUAGAGUCUGUGAUGAUACCAGAGCUAAUCUCUCAAGGGUCAAAACAUGCUGAUUUGACUCCCAAACUGCAUGGAGUGAUAUUGGCAGAAUUUGCUUCAAGUCUUUGGCUACAAAAUGUGCAAUCUAAGAAAUUGAUCGCAGUGUCAGCACAUCAAAUUUUAGAAACAACAGAGUUGUUGUGCUUUCAGGUUAUAAAGACUAUAAUGAUUCCCAAACCCCUGCUUCUGAUUGUAAAAUCUGAAGAGCUGGCUCCAGUCCCCAAGCUCUAGAACCAAUAGGAGUUGCCACAAAAUCAAGCACUAAAGUAAAACUAAUGAAUGGCUUGAAUUUUCUCCCAAGACCACAUCUUCAAGACAUGGUAAAACCUACGGAAUGAACUCCAAGGGCAUAUAUUCAAGAGAAUUUUGCAGAAUUAAUCUUACAGCAAAAACUUGAGAAACCUCCAGUAUUAUCUCAUGAGCAAAGACUUCAGGCUGAAAAAUGUCUAGGCAUCAAAACAGAAUCUCCUAAAGUAAUGGAAAUUGAGGGUUUCAAUCACAGAUGGGUGUGUGUGACGAUAAGAGACUCAGAAAUGAUAACAUCAGAAAAGUCACAAGCAGAGAAUUCUCUAGGUUCAUACACAGCCCUUCAAUUCCAUUUAUUUCAAGUUCUGUCAAAACAACUGAGUUAGGGCCCCUUCAGGGUUCUGGAAUGCCAGGGAUAUCAAGAGCCUUGGCUAUGAAGAACUUUGCUGUUGGUAUUUUACCAUCUCCAGAGUCCUAUACAGACACCAUUAUAUUUUGUUCAUCAGCCCUUCCCUUGGUUCUUCCCUCUGAUACUUCCUUCGGGAACACUGUGGGAACGCUAUAUCCUGACAUCUGGGAAGUGGAUGUCCUAUCCAAGGAAGCAACUGAAAAGAAACAAAUGGAGGAAUUUGGGGAUUCACUCCAGGACUACUCUCCAUAUCCACUGAGAUUAGUACCCUUGGAGUUUCAGGCAGGACUAGAGGCUCGAAGACAUCCUGUCUGUUCUUUCCUGGGUAGACAACAGAGUGUCUGCCAAAGUCAUGUCCAUAGGCAGCGACUCCUUAGGAAGUAUCUCUCCAAUAUGCUGAUGCUGGGAAAUGUUCUGGGAACCACUAUGGAAAGGAAGCUUUGUUCUCAGCCAUUUUUAACAGAAGGAGCCAUGAUGGAUAUCUGUCAGUCUAUUCAGAUUUUAUUUGGGGUUCCAGCUGAACGGAUGGCAUUUUCCCAGAGCCUACUAGAGAGGGGUCCUAGGAUGAUUUCACAGACUUCAGUGGUCAGAAACUAUAUUCAGAGACAUAUUUUAUGCCAUGGUCACAAGAAAAGAAUGCCCUUAAAGAUGUGGACACGUGGAUCCACAUCUUCCAUAUUACAGCAAUACUCUGGUACUAGAUUGGGAAUAAAGAAAACAAACUCAAAACUUGGUGAUAUAUUCCAGGAAGUCA